UUGUUUGCAGCAACAAUGAUGACGAAUAAAAUCAAUCGAAAUCCAUCAAGAACAUCAACAUCAUCAUUAAUAUUAUUGUGGAUCACCACGAUGAUAUGUAUGAUAAUAAUGAUAAUGCCAACAACAAUAAUGGCAGCAAAAAAACCAUUAAAAUGUGAUCAAUUGACCGAAUUCACAAAUGAUGUUAUCGUUGUUACAUCGAAAACACGUAAAUUUCCAACAAACACACAAGAAUUGGAAGUUUAUUGCAAGUUAAAAAAAUCAACAAUUAGUCACCAAUAUAAUGGCAAUAUCGAAACAAUGUUUUAAAGAAGAAAUGAAAAACAUCAUCUCAUUGGUCGGUUAUUCAUAUCGUCAACGGGUAAAAUUAUUGUGUAAGAAUAAAAAUAAAAAUAAUCAACGUGCCAAAGAAUUAUUAUCAGCUGGUGGUUGUCUGAAUCGUUAUCGUACAAAAAUGGGCAAAUGUUUUGAUCGUACAGCCAAUCGUAUUGGUGAGAUUAAAUCACAGCCAAAUAAUUUAAAAUUUCCAUAUCUUUGCUGUGAAACUGGACAAAUACGUAAAUGUAUUGAAAAAAUAUCAUCCGGUGAUUGUAAAAAUGAAAUCCAAUUUUAUAUUGAUGGUGCAUUAUCGGCCACAAAUGGUUUCAUUGAUCGUACCUGUGGUGAAUAUAAUGAUGAAACAGAUAAAUGUGAUAAAUUAAAACCAUUAAUAGUGAAAAAAGAAACACCAAAUCCAAGUCUUAUUGUUAAUGUUGCUGAAUUGAUUGCUACAAUACAAUGAUCAAUCAAAUAUCAAAUAUAUCUAUUAUUGAUUAUAAUCAAAUCAAUCCAAAAAUGAUGGAUAAAUCACCACCACACAUUACACAUUACACUACCAUUGACCUUGUUUAUACACAAAAGAAUAUACUACUUACUUAUUAUUCCAAUCAAAUGAAUAAAAUUCAAAUAAUUUUUCAAUGUUA
This is a messenger RNA of Dermatophagoides farinae (American house dust mite), 962 nucleotides long. The record is from RefSeq and is a predicted model, not a curated record. NCBI's taxonomy places the organism in Eukaryota, Metazoa, Arthropoda, Arachnida, Sarcoptiformes, Pyroglyphidae.